Molecule: messenger RNA, 2274 nt
Organism: Leopardus geoffroyi (Geoffroy's cat)
Lineage: Eukaryota; Metazoa; Chordata; Mammalia; Carnivora; Felidae
Gene: ZNF554
Product: zinc finger protein 554
Exons: 5
Coding region: 560-2071 (503 amino acids)
Biological process (GO): negative regulation of transcription by RNA polymerase II
Molecular function (GO): DNA-binding transcription repressor activity, RNA polymerase II-specific
Source: RefSeq, a predicted model, not a curated record
GUCCCUCAGACAUUAACAAAAAUAUUUAUAAAGUCCCAAGAGCAAAGAUGGAAGUUCAUGCGGCGUGGGAGGCCGUGGUAGAUGCCUUCAGGCGCUGGCACAGAAUCCCCUGCGUGAGGCUCCCUGGCAGCAAGGCUAGGGGGUUGGGGGGGGGGCAAGGAACGCUGCCCCUCUGUUUGCCUUUGGUGUUUGUGAGCGUCCCGGGGCAGACUGGGUGGCUGAAACGCCAGAAGCUUCCUCUCGCACACUCUGGAAGCCAGAAGUCUGAAAUCCAGGGUCAGCAGGCCUCCAGGGGAGGACCCUUCCUGCCUCUUCCAGCUCCCUGUGGUCCCUUGGCUUGGGGUCCUUUGGCUUACAGCUGUGUCACUCCAGCCUCUACGUCCAUUGUCACAUGGCCUUCUUCCUGUGUGUCUGCGUCUCUUUUAAGGACACCAGCCCGUGGCAUCGGGCCCACUCUACUCCUAUAUGACUUCAUCUCAUCUGCGAAGAUCCUGCUUGCACAGGGGGUCACCUUCACAGCUCUGCCUGCCCUGGAUCCUGCUUUUCCCAAGAGAAGAGGAUGGCUGCUGAGUACGUGUCCCCCGGGCCCCAGGAGUUAGUGACCUUCAAGGAUGUGGCUGUGGCCUUCUCCCGGGAGGAGUGGGCCUUGCUGGACCCUGCUCAGAAGAGGCUGUACAGAGAGGUGAUGCUGGAGACCUACAGGAACCUGGCCGCACUGGAAACCUUGAAGACCGGAAGUGCUGAUGCAGGCAUUGAGUUUGGUGCACUGUCCUCAACCCAAGCCUCUCAGGCCGCCGGUCCUUCCCCGUGGGUGGGGGGUUCACUCUUUCUACCAGUGGUGCCUUUCCAGCUGGAGGAGGGAGCAGCUGUGUGGAUGGGGGGGGAAGGAACUCCCCAAACCUCCUGUUCAGAUUUGGCUGCUAUACUGAAAAGCCAAGAGUCAUCUUGUAAGAAGGUGGUUUGGGGGGAAGAACCACCCAGUGGUAUGACUAUAGUAGAGCUUCCCAAAGGAGACUGGGGCUAUGGUCAACUUGAGGAGAAUCGUGAAGCCCUGCACAGGCUUUUGAGGCAGCUGGCGUACCCCCAGGCGGAGGUGUUUGCUCAAAGGGAGACCACUGCCUGGCAUGAGUUUGGGGAAGCCUGUAGUAUGAGCUCCGACCUUGCUUUAUCUCAAGGAGGUUCUAUAGAAGAACAUUCCCACGACUGUGGUCUAGAUACUGAGAGUUUGGUAGCUAAUCCAUUCUCAAACCAUCAUCAGAUGGCAUAUACAGAUCAGAGACCCUGUGAAGGGAACGAAUGCGGAAAAGACGUCAGCCACAAUAGUGCCUUCAGUCAACACAACGGAGCCGCCGAAAGCGGGGAAUCAUUUCCUCACGGUAUGGCUCUCACAACACACAACGCGGUGAAUACAGCAGGGAAACCCUAUGAAUGUCACCACUGCGGGAAAGUGUUUAACCGGAGGCAUUCCCUGAGUGAACAUCAGAGAAUCCAUACAGGAGAGAGACCAUAUGAAUGUCAGGAAUGUGGGCGAGCCUUUACGCACAGCUCAACCCUCACACGACACUUGAGAACUCAUACUGGAGAGAAACCCUAUGCGUGCGGCGAAUGUGGGAAAGCCUUCAACAGGAUUUCGUCUCUCACCCAACACCAGAGGAUUCACACAGGGGAAAAGCCCUACAAAUGCAAAGACUGUGGAAAGUCCUUCUGCCAGAGUUCUUACCUGGUCUUGCACAAGAGAACGCAUACGGGCGAGAAGCCCUAUGAAUGUAACGAGUGUGGAAAGGCCUUCAGUGAUCGCUCCUCGCUUAACCAACACGAGCGGACUCACACCGGUGAGAACCCCUAUGAAUGUAAUCAGUGUGGAAGAGCCUUCAGUCAGAGGUCUUCCCUCGUUAGGCACGAGAGGACUCACACCGGAGAGAAACCGUACGGCUGUAGCGAAUGUGGGAAAGCGUUCAGCCAGAGCUCGUCCCUUAUCACACAUCAGAAAACUCACGCCAGUCAGAAAACCUAUAAAAUAAUUGAUUGUGGGAAAGCUUUCUAUCAGAGCAGCAACCUCAUUGGGUUUUAGAGACCACUUGCUGCCUGUAAGGUACCUUUUAGCUCUCUGCUACAGAAGUAUGGUUAGAUUUUGCCCUUCUGAUGGGACUGUUUGAAAAGAAGUAGGCUUCUGCACGUUCUUUUUUUAAAAUUUUUUAACGUUUAUUUAUUUUUGAGACAGAGAGAGACAGAGCAUGAACAGGGGAGGGGCAGAGAGAGAGGGAGACACAGAAU